Molecule: messenger RNA, 3115 nt
Organism: Cavia porcellus (domestic guinea pig)
Lineage: Eukaryota; Metazoa; Chordata; Mammalia; Rodentia; Caviidae
Gene: Armc9
Product: armadillo repeat containing 9
Exons: 23
Coding region: 276-2423 (715 amino acids)
Biological process (GO): cilium assembly
Cellular component (GO): centriole; ciliary tip; ciliary basal body
Molecular function (GO): protein binding
Source: RefSeq, a predicted model, not a curated record
CGCUGGCUUUUGCUCCCAGGAUGCUUCGCGCCGGCCGCGCCUUGCGAUUGGCUAAACCGCGCAGGCGGCGGCGGUUGCCGGGGUGACGGAGCUCGGACCCGCGAGUGCCGUGUUGGCUGCCGAGCCGCAGGGUAACCCGCUGGCCUGUCACUGCAAGGUCGCCAGGAGCUGUCGGAGGAGUCCCAUUCCCUGCCCUGCUGGGAAGCCUUUCGGUGACACAAACGCUGGUCUCAUCUGCUGGCCUCGCGGGGACUGUGCUGCGGACUGGCGGUGCCAUGGGCGACGUCCUGGCUCACGAGUCGGAGUUGCUGGGUCUAGUCCAAGAGUAUUUAGAGUUUGCUGAGUUUGAGGACACGUUGAAAACAUUUUCGAAAGAAUGCAAAAUGAAAGGAAAACCAUUCAGUAAAGCAGCAGGCAGCUCCUUGAGGGUCUCUGGAUCAUCAGCUGUUCAGGAGGAGCUCCUGGCUGCCUUCGAUGACGGGGACCAGAAGACCUUCUUCCGCCUGUGGGAGCAGCGCGUGCCCCGCGCAGUCCGGGACGGGGACGCCCCGGCGCAGAGGCUGGAGUUCUACCUGCACAUCCACUUCGCCGUCUACCUGCUCAAAUACCGCGCUGGGCCGCAGGACAAGCGAGAGCUAGAUGAGCGGAUUUCAUACUUCAGAUCCUUCCUGGAGACCAGAGGGGCGGCGCUGAGCCAGACCACGGAGUUCCUGCCCUUCUAUGCCCUCCCCUUCGUGCCCAACCCCCUGGCACACCCAUCUUUUAAGGAGCUCUUCCAGGAUUCCUGGACUCCGGAGUUAAAGUUAAAGCUGGAGAAAUUUCUAGAGUUAAUUUUUAAAGCCAGUAACACACCCAAGCUUUUAACAAUCUAUAAGGAGAAUGCACAGCACAACAAAGAAACCCUGCAGCGGCUGCACCAGCAGCUGGUGGAGGCCGAGCGCCGGUCCAUGACGUACCUGAAGCGAUACAAUAAGAUCCAGGCCGACUACCACAACCUCAUCGGGGUCACGGCUGAGCUAGUGGACUCACUGGAGGCCACAGUCAGCGGCAAAAUGAUCACCCCUGAGUACCUGCAGAGCGUCUGCGUCCGUCUCUUCAGCAGCCAGAUGCGGCAGAGCCUGGCACACAGCGUGGACUUCACCAGGCCCGGCACGGCCUCAACUAUGCUGCGUGCCUCCCUGGCCCCGGACAGGAAACUACAGGACAUGCCCCUGCUGCCCUCCCUGGAUUAUGAGAAGCUGAAGAGGGAUUUGAUUUGGGGGAGCGACCGUCUGAAAGCCUUCCUUCUCCAGGCGCUGCGCUGGCGCCUGACCACGUCGCACCCCGGGGAGCAGCGGGAGACCGUGCUGCAGGCCUACGUCAGCAACGACCUCCUGGACCUUCGCAGCCGCAGCCAGAGGACCGUGCUGCAGCUGCUGCACUCCAAGAGCGAGGUGGUCCGGCAAUACAUGGCCCGACUUGUCAACGCCGUGGCCUCUCUGGCCGAAGGUCGUCUCUACCUGGUCCAGAACGUGCAGGUGCUGCGGCUGCUAGAGGGCAGGCUGAAGGAGGACAAGGACGUGGUCACCCGCGAGAACGUUCUUGGGGCCCUGCAGAAGUUCAGCCUCAGGCGCCCGCUGCAGACAGCGAUGAUCCAAGACGGCCUGGUCUUCUGGCUGAUCGAGAUGCUGAGGGAGCCCGACUGCCUGUCCGACUACACCCUGGAGUACGCAGUGGCCUUGCUCAUGAACCUGUGUCUCCGCAGUGCGGGGAAGAACGCAUGUGCCAAGGUGGCAGGCCUGGUGCUCAAGGUGCUAUCAGAUCUCCUCGGCCACGAGAACCACGAGAUACAGCCUUAUGUGAAUGGAGCUCUGUAUAGCAUCCUUUCCAUUCCGUCCAUUCGGGAAGAGGCCAGAGCAAUGGGUAUGGAGGAGAUCCUGCGCUGCUUCAUCAGAGAGGGCAGCGCCGAGAUGGUCCGCCAGAUAGAGUUCAUCAUCAGGCAGCUCAACUCUGAGGAGCUACUGGACGGUGCUCCUGAGUCUGAUGACGAUGAGGAGGAGCAGGAGGAGGAGCAGGAGGACCAUGACACCAUGGAAGCUGACCUGGACAAGGACGAGCUGAUCCAGCCCCAGCUUGGGGAGCUCUCGGGGGAGAAGCUGCUGACCACAGAGUACCUGGGGAUCAUGACCAACACGGGGAAGGCACGGCGGAAGACACUGGCCUGCGUGCGGCGGAGCAGGGACGAGCCCCUGUGCAGGCCGGUCACCCCCGGCGGCCACCGGACCGGGGGCCCUGUGCUUGAGGACCAUCUCACUUCUCCCCAGAGCACCCAGCAGGCCAGACAUGAGUGCACGAGGGCCUUGUGGGCCGUGCCCCAGGCCAGCUACGUGGAACCCACAUCCAGGGUCCCUGAGCACCUCCCGCCCUCGCCAUGGUCUUGCUAAGUUUCUCACACUGGAUUCAGACUUGCAAUCCUCCUGCCUCAGCUUCCCAGAGUGCUGGGAUUACAAGCGUGCACCAUGUGGCCUGGCUUCGAACAACACAGCAGUGUAGCUCCAGGCCCAGGGCCUCGGCACCUCCACAGCUUGGUCAGCUGCCAGUCAGAACUGGCGUCGGGGAGCAGACGGCUCUGGACUCAGGCAUACAAUCAAGUUAGUCAGAGAACGAGGGGGGAUAAAGGUUGUUUUUUUUUUUUUUAAGAUUCCAGAAAGAAAAAAGUAUUUUGAACCAAAAACGUACAAAGUAUUUGUUUUUAAUUUUGGGGAGGAAAUUGAAAGGAUGCUGAGCAGCACAGAUAAGCCUCCAAUUUCCACUCAGAUAGGAAAGCGGUGGCGGGGCCACUCGGUGCCAGGUGGGGCGCAUCUGCUGCUGGCCCGAGAAGCCACGGCUGCCAGAGCUGGGCCCUAUGCCGGUUCAGAGUGGGGCGCAAAAAGGGGACUGGGCUGGGGGUCCUGGGCCACCUCAGAGGUUUCACCAGCCGAGCUGGGGCGUGGCUCGGCUACUUUGCUUUCAGGAAGGGAUCGGCUCCCUCCUCUGCCCUGAGGCCGAGGUCUCCAGUAGGCUGAGAAGUUUUGAUCAAAAGCCCGAUGAGGGGGGCUGGGGAUUUAGCUCAGUGGCAUAAGUGCCUGCCUUGCAA